CUAUCUUAUCUCUCCGUUUCCUUCUGCCUUGAGAGAAAGUGUUAGACCAAUAGAGUGACGAUAUUUUCGCGAGAUGUUGGCGAGAGCUCCACCUCCGUCAGUUACUUUCCCGGCGAGGAAUAAAGUUUGUAAUCGAAGAGAGAUUGUGCGUCUGUUUCGAGGAGGAGUGGUAACGAGAGGCGGUUUCACUCGUCGGCCACUGGAGACUUCAUGCUCGAACGAGGCCGUUAACGACUCCACCGACGAUGGAUUCGUCGUGAUCAAAGCGGAACGCCGCGAGAAGGAGCUCUAUCCUCCGCCUUCGUCUUCGAUUCCGUCAGAAUCUUCGAGAAGAAAUGGUUCGCGUUCCAGAGGAGUGACCGGGAGUUUCGGGAGGUUAAAGGCACAGAAAGUGAAAGCUCUCGUUGGUAAGGUGACGCAGAAGAAGCAGCAUGCGAGUCGUGAUGAGGAAGAAGAAGAAGAAGAAGACGAGGAUGAGGAUUCUUUUGAGGGUGAAGGAUAUGGUUCAUCAUCAAUUCUGGAUUUGAUGAGGAAGAAGUUGGCUAUGAAAGAUCUACCUAGAUCAGGAAAAUCUUCAGAGGUAAGAGGAUUCAGCAAAGUGCGGGAAUCUAGAGAGGUGAGAGGUACAGAUAGAUUCCAAGGACAUGAUGAGGUUCCAAAUCGUCAGAGUAAUGAGAGAGCAGGGUCACGUAGUGCAGAUUCAAGCGGUUAUGCUGCUAACUCCAGGGGCAGGGGAGCUGUUGGUGGUGAGGUUUCAAACCUUCGGAAGUUUAGUGAUAAUGAAAGAGCAGGAUCGAGGAGUUCAUAUUCAAAAGACUCUGCUUCUAACUCUAGGGGUAGAGAAGAUAGGCGUUUUGUUACCAAAGAGUCGGAUACGUAUCAGAGACGUGAUAGAGCUGCGGAUGAGUUUUCAGAUGCUCGGUAUUUCGCUGAUAAUGAGAGAGCAGGAUCACGUUAUUCAUAUUCAAGAGGCGCUGCUGGUGGUAGCUCCAGAGGUUGGGGUGAUAGGCGUUCUGAUGUAUACGCAAGAGAUAUGAAGGAUUGGAGAGAGAGGGGGAACAGAACCAAGCCCGCUAAGGAGACUGGCUUUUUCAGCCGUAAAAGUUUUGCAGAGGUUGGAUGUAGUGAGGAUAUGAUGAAGGCCUUAAAGGAAAAUAAUUUUGAUCGACCGGCACAAAUUCAGGCUCUGGCUUUUGCGCCAGUUGUUGAUGGAAAGAGUUGUAUUAUAGCUGAUCAAAGUGGAUCAGGCAAGACACUGGCAUAUCUUGUACCUGUUAUUCAGCGUCUCAGAGAAGAGGAACUUCAAGGACUGAGCAAAUCGUCUUCUGGUUGUCCUCGUGUUAUUGUUCUGGUACCGACCGCAGAGUUGGCUUCCCAGGUUCUCGCCAAUUGUAGAUUAAUAUCAAAGUCUGGGGUCCCGUUCCGUUCCAUGGUAGUGACGGGUGGUUUCAGACAACGAACCCAGCUCGAAAAUUUAGAGCAAGGUGUGGACGUUUUGAUUGCAACACCAGGGCGUUUCACGUACCUUAUGAAUGAAGGAAUUUUGGGGUUGUCAAAUUUGAGAUGUGCUAUAUUAGAUGAGGUGGAUAUACUCUUUGGCGACGAAGAGUUUGAGGCAGCCCUGCAGAAUCUGAUCAGUUCUUCCCCUGUGACUGCACAGUAUCUGUUUGUUACAGCAACCUUACCCCUUGAGAUAUACAACAAACUUGUUGAAGUUUUCCCUGAUUGUGAAGUUGUGAUGGGACCUCGUGUGCACCGUGUUAGCAAUGCCCUCGAAGAGGUUCUUGUUGACUGCAGUGGAGAUGAUAAUGCAGAGAAAACUCCUGAGACUGCUUUUCAGAACAAGAAAGCUGCUCUCCUUCAGAUUAUCGAGGAAAACCCUGUUGCCAAGACUAUCAUCUUCUGCAAUAAGAUUGAGACAUGUAGGAAAGUUGAGAAUAUAUUCAAGAGGCUUGAUAGAAACGAAAGGCAGCUGCACGUCCUACCGUUUCACGCAGCACUCGCACAAGGGGCAAGGCUUACAAACAUGGAAGAAUUCACCUCAUCUCAUCCCGAAGAUCAUUCACUGUUUCUGGUCUGCACGGAUAGAGCUUCUCGUGGGAUAGAUUUCACCGGUGUUGAUCAUGUGGUGCUGUUUGAUUUUCCACGUGACCCGAGUGAAUACGUGAGACGAGUUGGAAGAACAGCGAGAGGGGCUAGAGGAGAAGGAAAGGCUUUCGUCUUUGUGGUGGGGAAACAAGUAACGUUGGCAAGGAGGAUCAUUGAGAGGAACCAGAAGGGUCAUCCGGUUCAUGAUGUCCCAAACGCUUACGAGUUCACAACUUAACUUUAGGUGAACUCUUUCAUCGUCUCCUUUCCCCCCUUAUUGCAAUCUCUCUGGUGUUGAGAGAAACAAGACGGGUCUUUCGGUUCAUAAUGUCCCAGAUGCUUACUGACAAGAACGUACCUGAUGACUACAAGUAAAUCCUUUUUGUCGUGAUGUUUGUCAGCAUUGUAAUCGGAACCUAUUGGGCCAGUUGGGCCUCAAGUUUCAGUUUCCCUGUAUUUCUUCAUAUUUCUAAUUUCCAAAAAUCUAUUCUAUUUAAAUUAAAUCAAUGUCUUUGUAGUUCA
This is a messenger RNA of Raphanus sativus (radish), 2610 nucleotides long. RefSeq names its product DEAD-box ATP-dependent RNA helicase 50. NCBI's taxonomy places the organism in Eukaryota, Viridiplantae, Streptophyta, Magnoliopsida, Brassicales, Brassicaceae. Bases 74 to 2326 code for a protein of 750 amino acids. The transcript is spliced from 8 exons. The record is from RefSeq and is a predicted model, not a curated record. Gene Ontology annotation, molecular function: nucleic acid binding; ATP binding; RNA helicase activity.